AACGUGGUCUGUUUCUACCCAUACAAAUCUCUGUCUAGAACCACCACUUCUCCAUUAGGCCACACACAGUAACCGCCUUCUCCUCCUCCUCUCUUCGAUCGUACGGAUUAUUAAUACUUACAAUAAUCCCCAUAUAUCGACACAUAUCUCUCCCCUCACCCACAUGUAGAGAGAGAGAGAGAGAGAGAGAGAGAGAGAGAGAGAGAGAGCUGUAAACUGCUCUUGUUGUGGAGAGAUAAAAAUGGGAGGGGAGAGUACUUCAAUGGGUGCGCUGGUGCCUAUAGUGAAGUCCGAACCGGAAAAUUCUUCCGGCGAAGCUCCUCCAGCUCAGCCUAUGCCUUCGAUACCGAUGGAGGAGAAGGGGCAGGGGGUAGAAGAGCUGGAUAAAGAUGUUUUGUGCCCGAUAUGUAUGCAGAUCAUUAAGGACGCGUUUUUGACGGCGUGUGGGCAUAGUUUCUGCUAUAUGUGCAUUGUUACUCAUCUUCAGAACAAGAGCGAUUGUCCUUGUUGCUCUCACCACCUCACCACCAAUCAUCUUUACCCUAACUUCCUACUCAACAAGUUAUUGAUGAAGACAUCUGCUCGUCAAAUAGCUAAAACUGCCAACCCUCUGGAACAACUUCGCCACACUCUAGAACAGGGAUGUGAUGCGUCAGUUAAGCAGCUCGAAAGCCUCAUGUCUCUUCUUGCAGAGAAGAAAAGUAAAAUGGAACAGGAAGAAGCUGAGACAAAUUUACAGAUUCUGUUUGACUUUCUGCAAUGUCUAAAAAAGAAAAAGCUUGACGAGCUCAAUGAGAUUCAAGCUGACCUUCAUUACGUUAAAGAAGAUAUUCAUGUAGUGGAAAGGCGUCGAAUAGAGCUGUAUCGAGCCAGAGACCGAUAUUCUGCAAAAUUGAGAAUGCUUGCCGAUGACCCUACUUCAAGAAACAUGUGGCCAUCCUUGAUUGAUAAACGUAGUGGUGCCACUGUCUCUAGGGCCCCUGGAGCACAGGGGCUUUGUCAUAUGAGUUCAGGUACAUCAAAAAUCAGUAAAACUGAUGCACAAACACCUGCGAGUCAUUUAAUCCUGAGAAAGGAUGCUUCUGGUGGAUCAGAUUCUCAAAACAUUACUCAAUCAAGACUGGCAUUGGCAAGAAAGCGGCGGGUUCAUGCACAGUUGAAUGAUCUACAAGAAUGUUACUUGCAAAAGCGAAGGUAUUGGGUGUCACAAGAGCAACAACAAAGGGAUUCACAUGGUUUGAAUAGGGAAAAAAGUUACAGUGCAGGUCUUGAGGAUUUUCAGGCUGUUCUAUCUACCUUCACGCGAUACAGUCGGUUGCGGGUCGUUGCAGAACUUAGGCAUGGAGAUAUUUUUCACUCAGCUAAUAUUGUAUCAAGUAUAGAAUUUGACAGAGAUGAUGAAUUAUUUGCUACUGCUGGAGUAUCAAGGCGUAUCAAGGUUUUUGAGUUCUCAUCGGUGGUUAACGAACCAGCCAACGUGCAAUGUCCUGUUGUGGAAAUGUCCACACGAUCCAAACUCAGCUGUUUAAGUUGGAACAAGUACACAAAAAAUCACAUAGCCAGUAGUGACUAUGAGGGCAUAGUAACUGUUUGGGAUGUGACUACACGUCAGAGUGUGAUGGAGUAUGAGGAGCAUGAAAAACGAGCUUGGAGUGUUGAUUUCUCACGUACGGAGCCUUCAAUGCUUGUAUCUGGGAGUGAUGAUUGCAAGGUCAAAGUUUGGUGUACAAACCAAGAAGCGAGUGUUCUGAAUAUUGACAUGAAAGCCAAUAUAUGUUCUGUCAAAUAUAAUCCCGGAUCUAGUAUCAACGUGGCAGUUGGUUCUGCAGAUCAUCACAUUCAUUAUUAUGACUUGAGAAAUACUAGCCAGCCGUUGCAUAUUUUCAGUGGGCAUAGGAAAGCUGUUUCUUAUGUAAAAUUUUUAUCAGAUAACGAGCUUGCUUCUGCAUCUACCGACAGUACAUUGCGCCUCUGGGACGUUAAGCAAAAUGUGCCGGUACGCACAUUUAGAGGACAUGCGAAUGAGAAGAAUUUUGUGGGUCUAACAGUAAACAGUGAAUAUAUAGCCUGUGGCAGUGAAACAAAUGAAGUGUGUGUCUAUCACAAGGCUAUUUCAAAACCAGCAGCUUGGCAUAGAUUCAGUUCUGAUACUGAUGAAGCCGAUGAAGAUGCCAGUUUAUACUUCAUUAGUGCUGUUUGUUGGAAAAGUGAUAGUCCGACCAUGUUAGCAGCAAACAGUCAAGGGACGAUUAAAGUCCUUGUACUUGCUCCUUGAUCCAUAAAACUAAAUAUUGAAAAGCUGUGAAAAUUUUACUUGCAUUACUUCUCUCUUUAGCCUGGAAUGUCCAGGUUAUGGAGUAGCCAUUCCUUGUCUCAUAAUUUGUUGUUAUUUUUGAAUUUUUUGUAUCUGGAAUUAGCCGUUGUCGCCAAAAGGAUGGGCAGAGUUUUGAAAAUAAGAAGGUUAUAUGUCAGUAGACGAAUAAAUAGAUAUUAGUUGUAAAUUAUACGUGUUUAUUCACUUUCAUGAAUGUUUGAAAGUAUAUGCUUAUUUCC
Molecule: messenger RNA, 2553 nt
Organism: Olea europaea var. sylvestris
Lineage: Eukaryota; Viridiplantae; Streptophyta; Magnoliopsida; Lamiales; Oleaceae
Product: E3 ubiquitin-protein ligase COP1-like
Exons: 13
Coding region: 242-2275 (677 amino acids)
Biological process (GO): proteasome-mediated ubiquitin-dependent protein catabolic process
Molecular function (GO): protein binding; ubiquitin protein ligase activity
Source: RefSeq, a predicted model, not a curated record